Microthlaspi erraticum is the source of this 531-nucleotide messenger RNA. The record is from the annotation of a GenBank genome assembly. Lineage: Eukaryota; Viridiplantae; Streptophyta; Magnoliopsida; Brassicales; Brassicaceae.
AUGAAGCUCGUAUAUCUCAUUGCGGCUUCGCUAGUGCUUGUACUCGUCUCCGGCGAGAUUUCUACUAAAUCAUCACCGGCUCCGGCACCGGAUCUACCCGUCGACGCUGCAGAUUCUCCUCCAAUCCCCGCACCUUCACCGAAAGUUGGAUCUCCUUCUCCGAUUGAAUACUCUUCUCCUCCGGAACCGGAAACAAAACACUCUCGAUCUCCAUCUCCUUCUCCGUCAGACUCUCCAUCGAUCUCUCCGCCGUUGCCUUCUGAUGAUCAUCCAUCUCUUUCUCCGCCUCCAUCUCAGUCUCCGUCUCCAUCGCCUGAAGCUAGCGAUGUGAAUCACAGCAGCGACAUUACCGGAGUCGAAGAGAAAAAGACAUCGGGAGGCGGUGGAAUGAGCAGCGGGACGAAAGCUGGGGUCGCGUUUGGGACGAUCGCGGCAGUGUGUGUGGUUGGAGUCGCCGGAUUUGUGUACAAGAAACGGCAAGACAAUAUUCGCAGAUCUCGGUACGGUUACGCCGCCAGAGAGAUUCUGUAA